This is a messenger RNA of Lentinula edodes (shiitake mushroom), 2082 nucleotides long. RefSeq lists its product as uncharacterized. Gene Ontology annotation, molecular function: ferric-chelate reductase activity. The transcript is spliced from 6 exons. Gene Ontology annotation, cellular component: plasma membrane. Bases 1 to 2082 code for a protein of 693 amino acids. Lineage: Eukaryota; Fungi; Basidiomycota; Agaricomycetes; Agaricales; Omphalotaceae. The record is from RefSeq and is a predicted model, not a curated record. Gene Ontology annotation, biological process: copper ion import; intracellular iron ion homeostasis; iron ion transport.
AUGAGCUAUGGAACAGCUCCUUCGGUUCCUGCAGCGUUGCAGGUGUACAACUCCUAUGUUAUCGACCCCCAAUGGCAAACCAAAUUUUCUAUAAUCUGGGGCUCGUGUCUGGGUGCAUCGUUGCUCUUCGCUGCUCCUCGUCUAGUCAGGUCUAUCCGUAACGGCCAAGCGUUCACUGGAUUCUUUGGAAUCAAGGAAGAUUGGGAAGGAAAAGGAAACUACGAAGCUGUUACCCUGAACGAUUCAAAGGCGAAGAAUACGGCGAGAAGAGGACUUUCUUCUACACCCACGAUGAUUAGGACAAUUGAAGGUAUAAUAUCUGUGAUACGAUCGGUGUCUUUGUGGACAUUGCCUGGACUGGGUCUGAAUGCAGGACAGAUAUUCGUCGUCCUAGCGUAUCUGAUCAUAGUGCUCAUUUGUAUCAUAAUGGACUCCCAGCUCGUGAACAACUCUAAUCGUGCAGGCUUCCUUGCCCUCGCCCAACUACCUGUGGUCUUCCUUUUCGUCACCAAGAACUCUAUCGUCUCCCUCCUUCUCGGACCCGGCCACGGUUACGAGAAACUCAACUACAUCCACCGCUGGUCUGGACGGUGUUUAUUCCUCGGUGCUGUUGUCCAUGGCUCUCUCUGGAUCCGCAACCACCUCCAGUACGAUAUCCAGAUCAUCGGCGCUCAGAAAGAAACCAGCGGGGUUGCAGCGCUGGGUGUGCUUGGUGGGAUCGUGUUAACAAGUUUCAGACCUGUCAGGAAGUUGUUUUGGAACUUCUUCUGGGUUGUGCACGUUUUGGGUUUCGUAGCGUUCUUCAUAACGAUCUGCUACCAUACUAUCUACGCCGUCCCUUGGAUAUUCCCUCCAUUGGCAUUCUAUGCCGCUGAUAUGUUCAUGCGAAUGCUACGUGUUAGGAUCAAGGAUGCUAAUUUGGCCGCUGUCGAUUCUAAUAUGACUCUGAUCCGCAUCCAAGACUGUGACACGAACUGGAUCGCUGGCCAACAUGUUCGUCUCCGAGUAUUCUUCUCCGGACGCGUGUUUGAGAGCCAUCCGCUAACGAUAAUGAAUGCACCUUCAAACGUUACCUGUCUCGCAGGGCCUUCCUCUACUGAAAGCGGACGAGGAAUCAUUCUUGGUGCACGAGUCACCGGUGACUGGACUCGAGCGCUAAACAAUUACGCUGAUGCAGAAGGCAAGGCUAUUCAAGCCCAAAAUGCUAAAUGGGUUGCUGAGAAGAAGAAAGCUGCUUCAAACGACGAACAUUCCUCUCUUUCGGACCAAUCCAUCCCACUUCCCGAAGUUCCUGUCCAAGUCAUGCUUGACGGCCCCUAUGGCGGUUGCUCCCUUGACUUGGGACAGUAUGAGACUGUUCUCCUCAUUGCUGGUGGCAGCGGUGCCACCUUUACCAUUGGUGUCCUUGACGAUAUCGUCGGACGCUGCGCACGCCUUGGUCGACCAAAUAACGAACGCACCCGGCGUAUCGAAUUCGUUUGGUGUCUCCGUUCCUACGGCGGCAUUAACUGGUUCACCUCAGUAAUCAUGCCCAUUGCCGACCUCGUCGCAGAAUGCCCUGAUCUGGAUUUACACGUCUCCAUCUAUGUAACGUGUCUGUGUAACCCUGAAGCUGUUCCACCGAUCCCAAACUCAGAUGUGUUGAUGCUUGCCCAGAGACCCGAUACCUCGAAAAUCUUGUUAGACUUGACAACGCCGCCGCUGAAGAAAGCGGAUUGUUGUUGUGCGAGUGGCAGUGAUGGGGAAGACGUCAAGUGUACGUGUGGUUCCGGAUGUGGUGGUAGUGCAGAUGCGAACAAGGAGAAGAGAGCACCGUCCCUAUCAGGUUCAUCUGUGGAUGAUUUAGAAAUUGAGCAAGUCCCCCGGAAGAAUCUGGCCCGCGACCCAGAGGCUUGUGCAGCUCUGGCGGAGGCUUCGGCAAAACUGCAGUGGGUUGGUCUCGGAGGAGGUGUUGCUGUCUGUGCAAGUGGACCGGGAAGUUUGACGAGGGAGGCGUCUAAUGCCGUUGCGAAGCUGAGCUUAACGAGAGGCGUUGAGUUGGGUGGGGUCGGGUUGCAUACGGAAGUGUUUAGUGUACAAUAG